ACAUUGAGCUCAGCUGAUCACGCUUCGCGGACACAGGUCGCUCGAAGAUUCUUCUGUGAAUACUCCCUGCGGAAUUCCCCCAAUCAUGGGUGCCUUCAGCAAACUCGGUCUGGACAAGCUCGCUCUGAGUGGCAAGAGAGUGAUCAUCCGAGUGGACUUCAAUGUCCCAAUCAAGGAAGGCAAGAUAACCAACAACCAGCGCAUCGUGGCUGCCCUACCCACGAUCAAACAUUGCUUGGAAAAAGGAGCGAAGGCGGUGAUACUCAUGAGCCAUCUCGGAAGACCCGAUGGCAAUGUCAACGCGAAAUAUUCACUGGCACCGGUUGCCGAGGAACUGAAGAAACUCCUGAGUAAGGAAGUCACCUUCCUCAGCGAUUGUGUCGGCCCCGCGGUGGAGAAAGCCUGCGAGAACCCUGCGGUCGGAAGUGUCAUCCUCUUGGAGAAUCUCCGCUUCCACAUUGAGGAAGAAGGCAAGGGAGUCGACGCCGCUGGGAACAAGCAGAAAGCCGACGCUGAAGCGGUGAAGAAUUUCAGAGCGUCUCUAACACGUCUUGGGGAUAUUUUCGUCAACGACGCCUUCGGAACGGCUCAUCGAGCUCACAGUUCCAUGGUGGGUAUCACGUUGCCGGAACGAGCAGCCGGCUUCCUGAUGAAGAAGGAGCUCGAUUACUUCGCCAAGGCGCUCGACAAUCCCGCGAGACCUUUCCUCGCCAUUCUCGGUGGAGCCAAGGUCAAGGAUAAGAUCCAGCUCAUUGAGAACCUUCUGGACAAAGUCAACGAAAUGAUCAUUGGCGGAGGGAUGGCGUACACUUUCCUCAAGAUCAACAAGGGAAUGAAAAUUGGAACCUCCCUAUUCGAUGAGGACGGAGCUGCGAUCGUUGAGAAACUCCUGGCCAAAGCCAAGCAGAAUAACGUAACCAUCCACCUGCCUGUGGAUUUCGUCACCGCCGACAAAUUCGACGAGAAUGCUACCGUCGGUAGUGCUACCGUCGAAACCGGAAUCCCCGAUGGCUGGAUGGGUCUAGAUUGUGGACCUAAGUCGAUCGAACAAUUCAAAGCCGCUGUCGGGAGAGCGAAGACCAUCGUCUGGAACGGUCCUGCCGGCGUCUUCGAGUUCGAGAAGUUCGCUGCAGGAUCGAAGGGUAUCAUGGAUGCUGUCGUUGAAGCAACGAAGACAGGCGCAGUCACGAUCAUCGGUGGUGGAGACACAGCGACCUGCGCUGCCAAAUGGAAUACCGAGGAUAAAGUUUCUCACGUGUCCACUGGUGGAGGGGCCAGCCUCGAAUUGCUCGAGGGAAAAGACCUCCCAGGCGUUGUGGCCCUCUCCGAAGCGUAAGGGUCUUCGGCUUACCGAUCAAUGAGUCUGUGUUAAGUUUCCUAAGUCACUCCUAGAAUCAGCCGAGUAUUUCAGAGCGACGUCUUCUCAAGAUCCCGGAGUAAUUGGUGCAUGGAUGAGUCGAUUUAAAAGUUUGAUCGGAUAGAUAUUUGACUGGAACAUUUUUUGAUCGAAAUAAAGUAGUGAUUCAUCAUCUUCAACAAAA
Messenger RNA from Galendromus occidentalis (western predatory mite), 1541 nucleotides. It is a transcript of the gene Pgk, whose product is annotated as phosphoglycerate kinase. Gene Ontology annotation, biological process: glycolytic process; gluconeogenesis. The coding region runs from base 86 to 1336 and encodes 416 amino acids. Gene Ontology annotation, molecular function: ADP binding; ATP binding; phosphoglycerate kinase activity. The record is from RefSeq and is a predicted model, not a curated record. Gene Ontology annotation, cellular component: cytosol. NCBI's taxonomy places the organism in Eukaryota, Metazoa, Arthropoda, Arachnida, Mesostigmata, Phytoseiidae. The transcript has 2 exons.